UUAUCUCAGCAGGCUCAGACCCUCAGAGGGCGUUUCGUGCCUUACCCUAUGGGGUAAGGCUUUUCGCACUAAACUCCUUUAAACUCCUGCACCAAUUAGAUGCCGUUAUUUCGAAAACCCUCUGAGGGUCUGAGUGCAAAUGGUCGCAGUUUGUUAGUGGAUGCAAGACCUCUAGUAUGAGCGUGCAUAUGUGACUUCUAGGUUAUAUCUUUUACAUUAUAUCAACGAUUUUCAGCUUCAAACUUUCAAAGCAGGAAGGAUACAUAUCUCUUCAUCGAUUGCAACAACAAUGGAACCACCUCCAUCUUCGCAGCCUUCACAACUUGCGAUUCCACCUCGUGCACUUCUUGGUCUUUUCAGCAGUCCAUUAACAAGUCCUAUAUCCGAAGACGAUGAUCAUGAUAUGCCCUAUGUCGAUGUCCCACCUGAUGGAGAUGAGGUUGAUGGGAUAAGGCAUAUAGAAGAACUUGGAGAGACAGAUACAAGAGAAAGGACUGGCCAACGCGUAAUGGCACACGAGGUGAUUGAGGAGGUACUUGCUGUACUUAGGCAGCAUCGUUGGUCCUUUCCGAAGUUUAUUAUGACAUGGGCUGGUGUGCAAGUCGACCAGCAGAUCAUAAUAAACAAUACACUCUAUCGCACUCCGGCUAUGCGGCGGCAUGCUCUUCGCAAGAUUAUCGACACCUUAAUCCUUCACGAGGCUUACCAUAACGCACAUCUCUCAAGUCUUGUUAUCUCGACUAUCUUAGCCGAAUUGGAUACGCUCAUCCAGAAUACUACAUACUUUGGGCAGUAUAACAGCGCGGCUACUGUUGAAGAGUUGGAUGAUAUUGAUUUUACUGAAGCCUUCCAUAUACUUCAGGUUAAUGCACCUACCUGGUAUAGCUUAUUUAAUCGACUAUUGCAGAACCAGCGUAGUCAUCGUAAAAGCUACACUGCUAUAUCAAAAGAGGCAGAAGUUCAAGCUAAGCGAUUAUACGUCAUUACCAGUAUUGUGUGUCAUAGCCGGGCAAAAAAGCAGUCAGACUAUCUUCAUGGUUGGCUAGAUAUAUAUCUGCAUGGUUCAGGUGUAAAACGGCGAGUGAUUGAGACAUUAGCUGGCUUUGGAUUAUGCCAUAGCUAUACACAGGUCAAUAGAAGGAUGAACGCACUUACUACUGUAGCCAAGGAUGAACUGCGAUCAUACGGUGAUAAUUUAAGCACUGUUCUUGUGUAUGACAAUUUCAACUUUAAAGAUACUCGACGGGAUGAAAUACUUGGCCAUACAGCUACUAUGCGUGCAAUGACCACGGCUGCAAUCGUUAUUUGUCCAUCUAUACCACACACUGGAUUACAACAGUCAAUGCACAAUCCGGCGAAGCCACUUUCAAUACAUGAUGUCUUUCAAUCACCAGGUAUUUCAGGCGAUGGCACUGACAUUACCCUGCGGAUUCGCCGGUUCCUGAUAUACCAGGCAAUCAAAUCUGUCCACUCAAACGCAUUGGCAGUAUCUUUUGCUAACGAUAGUCCUCCUACCAUGCCAAUACUAGAUGUAUUGCCAGCCACAAAGACAAGCUAUCGUCAGUUCGGUGCUACAUUUGAAGAUGAAGGAACAGUUGAUGGUACAUAUAAGGUACAUGAAAGCUUAUUGCUCAGACAGCUGCAGCGAGGUAUAACUACAGAUGAUGACAUCACUUUGUCUGAUGAGUUUGCCACUCGAUUAUGGCUUAUUCAUGGAGACCAACUUACAUCACAGCGGAUACGUUCGGUCAAAUUGGAACAGUCAGAGGCUGAACGGCAUUUUGAUCGUCGCAGAUGGUUACUGGGUGUGCCUGCGUGGUUUCAUAUCCAGAUGAACUUACUUCAAACAAUUGUACGUACGCAUUGGGGUACAGGAUCAGAUACGUCUUUACCAUCACAUUGCCUGGCUAGAGAUCUACUUAUCUGGGGUCGCAGUUAUCGAAGCCGUGAAAGCAUUAAAUAUCAUCAGCUUGAACCGUCUGUCACGCAAAGCUUUAAUGCUCGGAUUCUUGGCCUAUUCUACUCAGCAAUGCUAAGAAGAGGUUAUCUACCAGAUGAUUAUUGGUCAUACUCAAGCGACUUCUUUGAGAAACGUAUUGCACAUCUUCCUCCGGCUAUCCUCCUUGAGGUGAUGGAUGAUAUACAAAAUACUGCUUUUACCCGUCAAGCCUGGUAUGGUACUGAGGAUGGACAGAAUACUGAGUUUCGUAGUAUGUGUCGGUUAUUACAAGAGGUGGAGCUCUUUCUGAUUGUUAGAUAUGCAGUUAAGCAUGGUGAUAUAGGGCUGCUGCGGAGGGUUGUCGAUCCACUAAUCAUUGUGUUCUUUGGUGCUGGGCAGCGUAACUAUGGCCGGGAAAUGAUCUACUAUCGGUGGUUGCUUUCGCCUGCCUGCUCAGACACGCUCCAGCAUGCAAUCCUCGCAUCAGGACUUGUUAACUGGCAAGGUGCAGCUGAUACUUUCAAGGCUAUCGACCUCGGGCUUGAGCACAAUAAUGGUUCAAUUAAGCUGAAUAUCCAGACACAGAAGAACUCAACGCGGGACGUUAAUGUUAUAUUUGAUCGGAUGUGUCUGAAUAAUGCUUAUAUUAACCUGGCUCAGCGAAAGAUAGAACAGGCAUUUGGUAUACAUAUGCCUGAUGAACAUAUCUCAGUAUCGCCUGCUGAGGAUAUUUUCAGUUUAACACAGCUUCUUGGCCAGCAUGGAUGCUUCAGCAAUAUGCAAAUGCCGUUGCAUACAGCAAGAGCGUUUAAUACUGAAGAUAUCUAUACUAUAGGCAUGAGCAUGCUAGCAGAGCAGGUGAAAAAGUUCAAUACAGAGUUUGUACAGACGCGUACUCGGAUGUUCGGAGACUACACGCUACCAGAGGAUCUGGAGCUUAUACCUGCUGUUGAUAUUGAGGACUAUGUUAGUUCAUAUCAGGAUGAGGAAUAGGCUAGUCAG
This is a messenger RNA of Verruconis gallopava, 2941 nucleotides long. RefSeq lists its product as uncharacterized. The record is from RefSeq and is a predicted model, not a curated record. NCBI's taxonomy places the organism in Eukaryota, Fungi, Ascomycota, Dothideomycetes, Venturiales, Sympoventuriaceae. Bases 290 to 2932 code for a protein of 880 amino acids. The transcript is spliced from 2 exons.